Girardinichthys multiradiatus is the source of this 2359-nucleotide messenger RNA. It is a transcript of the gene sptlc1, whose product is annotated as serine palmitoyltransferase, long chain base subunit 1. Gene Ontology annotation, molecular function: pyridoxal phosphate binding; serine C-palmitoyltransferase activity. NCBI's taxonomy places the organism in Eukaryota, Metazoa, Chordata, Actinopteri, Cyprinodontiformes, Goodeidae. The record is from RefSeq and is a predicted model, not a curated record. The transcript has 15 exons. Gene Ontology annotation, cellular component: endoplasmic reticulum. Bases 51 to 1424 code for a protein of 457 amino acids. Gene Ontology annotation, biological process: sphingosine biosynthetic process; ceramide biosynthetic process.
GUGAAACUUAGUGAUGCUGAUUCCCAAAGAAGAAGCAGCUGAAGCGGAACAUGGCUUCCGGGCAGCAAUGGGUGUUGGUGGAAAUGGUACAAGCAUUUUAUGAGGCUCCUGCAUAUCACCUGAUUCUUGAAGGUAUCUUGAUAUUGUGGAUCAUCAGACUUUUAUUCUCCAAGACCUACAAAGUUCAUGAGACUUACAAGCUUACAGAAAGGGAAAAAGAAGACCUGAUUGAGGAAUGGCAGCCAGAUCUUCUUGUCCCUCCGGUUUCAAAAGACCAUCCUUCCCUUAAAUAUGAUGUUGUUUCAGGACCACCCAGCCAUAAAAUCAUAGUCAAUGGAAAAGAGUGCAUUAAUUUUGCCUCUUUUAACUUCUUGGGUCUCCUUGACAAUGAGCGUGUGAAAGAAAAGGCUUUGAUGUCACUAAAAAAAUAUGGCGUUGGCACAUGUGGUCCAAGAGGCUUUUAUGGGACAUUUGAUGUCCAUCUAGAACUGGAGAAUCGUCUUGCCAAAUUCAUGAAAACAGAGGAGGCCAUUAUCUAUUCCUAUGGGUUUGCAACUAUUGCUAGUGCAAUUCCUGCCUACUCAAAAAGAGGGGACAUAAUCUUUGUAGAUGAAGCUGCCUGUUUCUCCAUUCAGAAAGGUCUUCAGGCAUCCCGCAGCUUCAUCAAAUACUUCAAACACAAUGACAUGGAGGAUUUGGAGAGGCUGCUAAAGGAACAAGAGCUGGAAGACCAGAAGAAUCCUCGUAAAGCUCGAGUGACACGGAAGUUCAUUGUGGUUGAGGGAAUGUACAUCAACACAGCAGACAUUUGUCCUCUUCCUGAGCUGGUGAAGCUCAAGUAUAGGUAUAAGGUACGGAUCUUUCUGGAGGAGAGCAUGUCUUUUGGUGUGUUGGGUGAACAUGGCAAAGGUGUCACAGAGCACUUUGGGGUCAAUAUUGAUGAUAUUGACCUGAUCAGUGCUAACAUGGAGAAUGCUGUGGCCUCCAUUGGAGGCUUCUGCUGUGGGCGUUCCUUUGUCAUAGAUCAUCAGCGUCUGUCGGGCCAGGGCUACUGUUUUUCUGCCUCCCUGCCUCCAAUGUUGGCUGCUGCUGCCAUUGAGGCUCUGAACAUCAUGGAGGAGGAUCCAGGUAUUUUCACUGUUUUGAGGGAAAAGUGCAAAUGUGUUUAUAAAGCUUUACAAGGAAUUCCAGGUUUGAAGUUAGUAGGGGAACCGUUCGUCCCAGCUCUUCAUCUACAACUGGAAAAAAGUUCAGGCUUCAGAGUCUCUGACAUGCAGCUGCUCCGCUCCAUUGUAGAUUAUUGUUUGGAAAGAAAGGUUGCUUUGACUCUUGCUCGUUAUCUGGAAAAAGAAGAACGUUUCCUCACCCCUCCAAGCAUUUUAGAUCAGCUGAAGGCUUUUAACUGCAUUUUGUGGACAUCCUGAGGGUAAAGAAUUAAAAUAGUCCAGCCCUGAAGUAACAAAUGCAUGGACCAGAGCAGGACUGAGCUAAGCUGGAAGCCUUGACACUUGCAGGUGAAUAAGGCUUCUGCUUUGAAGAAUCCUUGGAUCCAAACGUGACUACAAUCACGCCAAUCGUAUGCAACAAAGUUAAGUAAUGAUAUGCUGUUCGAGUAUCUGGCAUUCAGUUAAAGGAUGUAAUAAGACAAACGUGGCUUGACUUUUCUUUUGUGACCUCCAGAAGCAGCCCUAAUUGAAGCAGAUUUCCCCAUGGCCUGGAAAUGAAGGCGCCAGACUGCAUCAUCGCAUGCUUUAUGCGUGCAGGUCCGGAUACCCCACUGAAGAAGCUGAACGUGCCUUUGUCGUACAGUUCGGCCGGGCCAGCUAAACAGCUGACCCACUUACAGCUACUGAGAAUAUCUGCAAUGCUAGUCCCUUUAAUGCCCACACAUAGAUGAUUGGAUAGCUUUGCCUCCCUCAACUCAUCUGGAAAUCUUUUCCUCAGCACGGUUUAUGUAAUAGGUAGUGUUUGCACAGAGAAGAUUAGAAUGAAAUAAUCUAAAUAAUGUUUAAUGACAUUUGGUUUUUAAACACAGAUCAGGCAUAACAGGCCUCUCACUGUUUAUGCAUUUUGAUCCUUUUAUUGAUGGUAUUUUAAAUGGUAUUAAAUGGUAUUUUAUAUUGGUUUUUAAAGGGAUGAUAAGUUAUGAGUUUCUUUUCUUCAACAGCUAAGGUAACACGUGACCUAUGACGUCAUCUUAUGAGCCCGCAGGCUUUGUAAACAGCAAGUUUAAGACUCAUUUAUCCAGAAAGGUUUGGUUCUUAUUCAAAAUAUUCUUAAAUAAUAUUUUUGUAUUUCCUUGAUAAUAUUUCCCUAAAUAUAAUACUACUAAAUAAAGGCAGCUAAACACUGUUGAUAA